This is a messenger RNA of Amoebophrya sp. A25, 3693 nucleotides long. The record is from the annotation of a GenBank genome assembly. NCBI's taxonomy places the organism in Eukaryota, Dinophyceae, Syndiniales, Amoebophryaceae.
UGAAGACCGUACACGACUAAAGUUUACACGACUUUGACAUGGGAGGUAUUGGGCAAAGCUUGUAUUCCAGAUGAAAGAAAAUAUCCUAGCUACAAUUCCGUCUAAUUUUACCACUGCAGAGAUGCGAAUGAGAAAAAAUGUCUCAUUGUUGUGCAUAGUUCAACGUUAUUGUUAAAUUGUCAAAUAGUACCUGAACCCGAAUAAGAGUAUGUGAACUUAUUGCUGCUACCCCUGAUUGUAUUUUCGUUCUGCUUACUAAGUGAAGACAGCAAUUAAAUGCAAACAGCAUAAGACACAAAACUUCGUUCAAGAGCAUUGUCAUGAAAUAUAUGAACUCGCUUAGAAAUCUAGGAUUUUCAACAUCAAUUCCAAAUAUCUCUGUGCAUAUAAUGAACCGCCCUGCUUACGACUCUACAAAAACUUUCCUUUCCUACGAAAUGUACCUUCCCAAAAUUUUUGUCCUAUUCGCAGUGAAAAGCAUCAAUGUCCAUUUUGUUGCAUGAUCGACAGUUUGCAGCCCAAUUAGCAUCCCGAUUACAUCCAAAGACUUUCAAGGAUGUUAUUGCUUUGCCCAAUGAGCCUUUUUUUUCGAUCAGAUGGAUCAUAUACUCCAGGUGAGUUAUUCGUAUGUAGGCCGUUGUCAUAGUUGUAGAUCACAAAAUGAACACCUUACUCAGCAUUCAAGAUUCCAUCAAAAUGGUAAAACCAUUGAAUUUUUUCAAGGAUAUGGCAUGAACUCUCAGACGAGGUUGAACAGUUAUUGUUGGUCAAGAUCAUAAUCCUGGAAAGAUCCACAAAGAUCAGAAGGAUGAAGAUCAUCAAAAUGACCAAGAUCGCCAGGCAAAAGGUUACCGGAGCACUAUCCAAACGCCCGACGGGUUUACCGUCGCGCGGGUGUCUUCGGCUUCUCCUCUCUCUCUCGUAUGUGGCUCAAGCCUCCCAACACAGUCAAGGACAAAACAACACCGGAAAGAUCUCAGAGAUAACCUACAGACCUAAACGCAUAUGGUUCCAAAGUCAAUGGUCAACAGUCAAAGGGCCGCCAACGUAUUCAGAUAGCAGAAAUAACGAAUGCUCAUAGCUGUAACCAGGUCCAUAACGUUUUGUCAGUUCUGAUCAAGUUCAAAGAGCAUACGCUGAUCGUAUGAAUCAAUGAUGAUAGCAUAGGCGUUCCCAUAUGAAGCACAUGGCAUCCCAAUGAAGAAGCUGAGACUUCCCCCUUGCAACCCCCAUGAAUAUCCACAGGGAUCAAAGCAGCCAGAGACCAUUAGUCUCAGGCUGUUAGUGCAAUCUGUAUCAAACUCAAGCGUUUCUCAAUGAGAAACUAGACGCGGCUUAACAGUCUGUGCUCGAAUGGUCCAGCACUGCUUUGACCCUUGAGCCAGGGCUCAACAUAGAGUAGAGACUCAUCUAGAAACAAAACGCACUGCGAAGAAACUCGACUUGCCUCAAAACUGCCCGAAUGUAGUCGGCAUGGCGGCAGCUCCUCAUGGUAUUCGUUCCUAACGGAGUUACCACCCGGGAGGACGCUAUCCGUCAAAAUGUCGCAGAGCAGAGCGAGACGCGGAACCGGUGGAGAGUGGAUUUUGCUCGCUGAAUUUGGACGAUGACGAGACUGAAGACGAAAUAGCUGCCGAUAAUAUUGGGGGAGUAAAACUGAUAGGACAUAGUCCUUCAACUAGUUCCAUUACUGCAAGCGAAGGAGUUAGUCUGGUUGAUAGUUGUGCAAGCAAAUAUCUUUCAAGACACAAAGACGACGCUAGUGAUACAACUAUGAGAACUUGUAGGAUUACUGGUAGCGUUGGAGAAAGGACUUAGAUCGUACUAUACUUCGGCUAGGUGGAGGGAAACUGCUCGCAAUUAGGAUGGGGAUUCAACCUCAAAGGCGCGGGUGGUUGUCUCGUGCAUACGGACACCAGCCAGGCCAUACCCACAGGAAGCCAUCCACGCCGGCAGCUUCCACACUUGCGUGCAACUUACUCAAAGAAGAGACUGGUAGAUGUUAUAUUUGUUCAACAGUUGAAGAAGGAGUCUGCAGUUGUUAUCUUACAAGACUCGAACUCCAUAGAAGGUGCGGGCCCUUUCAUAUAGAUGGCCUCCAGGUAAAUUGUCCUGAGUGCGAUCUACAGAAAGGCCAACGCGCACCACAGGCAAAGGCUAGGAAUGCUGUGAAUUGCAAACCCGUAUCAGUUAGAUCAAAAAAAAAAACGUGUAUUAGUGAUUAUCUGUGAUGUAAUUAAGAAGGUGCGUGUCGACCGCUUAAGCUGAAAAGUGACUGCGUGGAGGAAAUAGAAGAAGUGACCAAAGGCAUUCGCCAGGACUACUCCUUAUCUCUUGAUGACAAGGCAUUAUGGUUCCCCCGGAGGGAUGGAGAACCUGCCCUGAGCAGUGACGUAUGGCCAAAGUUAUGCAAUCGCUGCGAGUCUCAGACAGUCCGGCUGUUCCUUAUAGUCCGGAGAUGAAUGGGACCUGCGAACGUUUUAUGCGGACCUUGUUCGGCAGUGUUCGCACGAUGCUGACUAAAGUUGACAAACGUCUCUGGCAUUACUGCGCCGAGGACGCUGGUGACUGCUGGGAUUGUUUACCGCAUAACUACGCGGAAAUGCCUCAAAAUGAUGGAAGGAGUCCAGUGGAAAUCUUGGAAGAAAGGACUGGUAGAAACUCGUCGAAGAGUUCAAUCGGCAUGCUCCGUCGAUUUGGUUGUCUGGUUCACUUUCGUGAACAACUUCAAGCCAACCCUCCUGAACCCAAGCUCUAGGCCAAAUACCACCGUGGCGUCUUCCUUUGGAUUCUGUCCGAAGUCGUCUGGUUGGUUGGUUGGAGCGUUCGCUCAUGACGAUCGUUGCAAGCUUGGACAUCGAUGGGCGGAAUACUCUACCCGAGAUGUAAAGUUCAGAGAGGGAUAUUUAAUAAAGAAUAUUGAUUGGCUUUUGCCAGAUAAAAGGGCAUCUACCUAGAGUCUGACGAGCUGGGAAAUCUGCUGAGUGGCGCGUCGUAGCUGGGCUCCCCCUUGCUUGGACAGUCAGAGCUGAGGCUGGAUCAUCAAUCGGGGUUCUCUGGCACGGAGCACAUUCCAGGUGGACCGACCGGAAUUCCCGAAGAGAUUACUGGAUAAAGUAGAGGAAUCCAACGCGGCUGACUCUCCUAAAGGUGUUUCACCUGAGGAGGGGAAAGCUGAAGCGAAGGAUCGCGUGACAUCUGCUCCGCUUAGUCCGUCUAGGUUGAAAGCGCCCUCUCCAGCACGUGUUGUGGCAGGCGAACGCCAUACACACGGCGAGAAGCGUGGCCGACCACAAGGAGCGAAGGACAAGGCAGGCAGCAGGGUUCGAAGAACAGAGAAACAGUUAGAAGAACUGAAAAAAAGUAUGGCGCUGCUCGCUAGAGCAUAUGGUGAUCGUGUGAGUCAAUGGUGAUAGCAUAGGCGUUCCCAUAUGAAGCACAUGGUAUCCCAAUGAAGAAGCUGAGACUUCCUCCUUGCAACCCCAACGAAUAUCCACAGGGAUCAAAGCCGCCAGAGAUCAUUAGCCUCAGGCUGUUAGUGCAAUCUGUAUCAAACUCAGGCGCUUCUCAGUGAGAAACUAGACGCGACUUGGCAGUCUGUGUUCGAAUGGUCCAACAGUUAUGAAGAGUAGGGCUAUAAUACGUAAACAGGAAUAAUGAUUUUUGUCGACUACUCAAGUUUUGUCCCAACCC